AGUUCAGUGACCCGCCGCAGCUUCGUCGGUGUUUGCCUGGUGGUGGGGGCUCCCCUGACAUAUUGUGAGAUGCCAGGCUCGCGUUGCCGGUCCCCGAAAAACACAUCACUUUUGUAUCUCGUUUAAUAGUUCCUCCAACAAGAAAAGUCAAAAAAAAAAGGCAAAGUAAAAAAAACGAAUCAUCAACUAACGGGAACUAGUGAAUUGCAGUGGAAAGUAAAGAGAAAAGUAAACAAGUAGAAACAGAUCAAGAGAUUCAAUUGGAAGGUGAAGCCGAUGGAUUAAAAAAUUUUCAGUGACAAAUAGAAUCCGGAAGUUGAUUUGACAUUUCGAUAUUAUUAUUCCGUCCUCCCCUCAUCGGUCAGUGCACGAGGAAAUACGAAAAGUGAAAGAGGCAGUGCAAAAAAGAAAAAAACAGUGCGCGUGUCACUGGAAUUUUUUCCAUUCCCCUCAAUUUCUUUUUGUCACCUUUCACCAUUAUCAUCUCCGCUGUACAUUAUCAUCCUACUACUUCAUUCCACAGUGUUCAGCCUACAAAGGCCAAUUGGUGUGUGUUGGUAACAAGGGACUCUUCCUCCGUUUCUUCAUUACACAGUCGAGUGUGUUCGAUACGAGCUUUAAGUGUGUGUUACCCCCCAAAAGAACAGAAGAUCUCUCCUCUCAUUCGUGUCCUGUGUCCUGUUCACGAGGGGGUGGGAGGGGGAUUUAAUCGUGGUGAGAGGGAGGAGAGCGAGAAACGAAGAAUACCGCGAGUGUCUUAUUGCUCUUCGGGGCGAAGAGAAUAAGAAAAAAAAUUUUUUUUAAGUGAGGGAGAAAAAAAAAAGUGUUGGAGUGUGUGCGGGAGUUCGAAAGUACAUUUCAGCUCUGUUCUGUGGCCACGGAGAAUAUUUUUUCGGUUCACUCCGGCACAGUUGAACUCGAGAUGUAUAUUCAACGGGGUUCGGGUGAAAGCACUUGGACAUCGGGUCUCCAUGAAAAAAAUUUGUGAAAUAUUUAUCGUUCAUUGCAUGAGGAGAAUAACGUUGCUGCUGACUUGUGAGGGGAAACAUGUGUGAGCACGAGGGAAAUAGACGUGGGUGCUAAUAAUAAAUAAUAAUGAACGCAAUUUGUUGGGAUAAUUACGAUUAGUUGAUCGUGGGGAAUUGGAGUCAUGCGGUGGGAUAUUUUUCAUUUAUCGAUUGGUUACCCUGAGGAGAAAGUGAUUUUGUGAUUCAACGGGUGAUUGUGUCACCACGCGGUUCAACCCCCUGUCCCGUCGGCAGCCCUUCGAAUUAGUGACGUUUGUCGUUGAGAAUGAGUCGUCGGUGGGCGAAUGCGACGUUGCAUAGCGCAGUGUAAAUGGAGGGAAAUUAUACGGGAUUCAAUCGACCGAGUGGGAGUGCAGACAGCACGAGCCCAAAUCCCAAUGAUGGAAUAGGCAGAAGGCGGUAUGAUCAGCCGGACAGCACUCCGGGACAAUCGUCAAGGAGUCCAGUUAACUCUAUACGAGCCCAGAUAGAGAUAAUCCCGUGCAAGGUUUGCGGCGACAAAAGCAGUGGUGUACACUACGGUGUAAUCACCUGCGAGGGUUGCAAGGGUUUCUUCAGAAGAUCCCAGUCGUCAGUCGUCAACUACCAGUGUCCAAGGAACAAAAAUUGCGUGGUAGAUCGUGUCAACAGGAACCGGUGCCAGUACUGCCGGUUACAAAAGUGCCUACGUUUAGGCAUGUCCAGAGAUGCCGUUAAAUUCGGUCGCAUGUCGAAAAAGCAACGCGAGAAAGUGGAGGACGAAGUGAGAUUCCACAGGGCGCAAAUGAGAGCCCAAUCUGAGACAGCGCCAGACAGUAGUGUUUUUGAGCAUCAGACACCGAGUAGCUCGGAUCAGCAUCACUCCUACAACGGCGGCUACACGUACAGUGGAAGUGAGUACGCAUCGCCGGGUCCAGGAACGGGUGGCUCUGGAUACUACAAUCAUCAGGCAAUGACAAGUUACGAGUUGAGUGCGGACUACGUUGACAGUACAACGACAUAUGAUCCGCGACCGACUACAGCCCAGGUCGAUCCACUCACCCCCGACACACCGUCAAUAGGAGCUGCCGGGGUUCUACCUAACAUGGUCACCACAGGAAAAUCACUGACCGCAUCGACAACCGGAAGCGGUACGGGUGGUAGUUCAGGUGGUGGUACUAAUAAUACUAGUAACAAUAAUGGGGGUAGCAAUGGAAAUGGGAGCAAUGGUGGUGGUACAGCGAGCGGUGGUUCCCUGAGUGGUGGUGGAAUUGUCGCUGUCAAACAAGAGACCACGGUUGAGCUUGCCAGCCUUGGUCAUGGCUCUUACACGAUGGUUGACUCGACAACGUUCAUCAGUGGCCAACAGCAAAGGCCCGACAAUCCACCGGAGGACGACGAAGUCCCUAAUCUGCCCAGUAUGUCCCAUACGAGAUAUCCGGCAGAUCUCACUGGGAUGCUCGUCCAAACACUGGCGGCCGCCCACAAGAAGACCUUGCUGGUCAGUACGGAGGAAAUACAGGAGGCCUUUCGCACGCCUCAUGACUUCACAAAGUUGAUCUUUUAUAAAAAUAUGGCGCAUGAACAACUUUGGUACGACUGUGCACAGAAAUUGACGAAUGUCAUUCAGGCGAUCAUUGAAUUCGCCAAAAUGGUCCCCGGGUUUAUGAAACUCACGCAAGACGACCAAAUUGUUCUACUCAAGGCCGGUGCCUUUGAAAUGGCUGUGCUACGUAUGAGCAGGUACCUCGAUCUCCAACAGAACUGUGUUCUGUACGGUGACACGAUGCUGCCACAGGAUGCCUUCUACACAACCGAUACAGCUGAGAUGAAACUGGUAUCGUGUGUCUUUGAACUAGCGAGAAGUAUCGCUGAGUUGAAACUCACUGAGAGCGAGCUUGCCCUCUACAGUGCUGUUGUACUCCUUAAUCCAGAACGCACUGGACUCAAAGACGUACAAGACAUCACGAAACUGUCACAAGCUGUGAUCAUGGCCCUCAGAUACGAACUCGAUCGUAAUCAUGUGUUACCAAUAAAGGGUGAUGUGACUGUGUGCGAUGCACUUCUGGCUAAGAUACCACAGUUAAAAGAAGUAUCACUACUUCACAUGGACGCCCUCAUCAAGUUCAAGCGAUCACAGCCACCGCAUAUUAUUGACUUUCCACCCCUCCAUAAAGAGCUAUUCAGUGUCGACAGCUGAACGGCCGUCGAUGCACAGGGCGACCCAUCACUGGCUGACGACGUGGAACGCGAGUGAUACGUGGGCCUUGCUCUGUCAAGAUCAUUUCCUUCGUAUUGAACAUAUUGGGCCUUACAUAAACAUAACAUUGUUAUAUAUAAAGUAUACAUAAAGAAAAAACAACAUAAAGUAUAUAUGAAAGAAAAAAAAUUAUAGAAUUAUAUAUAAAAUAAGAUAUAUAUAUUAUAUAUAUAGAUGAGAUAUCGGUUGUUAUGAUACAUACACAAAGUAUAUUAUUGACUAAUAAUAAUUCGAAUCGCUCGCCAGGGCUGUUCAGAGGCUCUUUAAAUCCCCUAAACACGAUCUCGAUUCGUAGGAUCAGCAGGUGGCCCGACGUGCCUCUCACAACCGAUUGGUAAAUUGUCAUGAGGUGAAUAUGAACUAUCUUUUGUAGCUCACGACCCUAUGAUCAAGAUCCUCCCCCACUGGGAUGAUAAAUCCCUAUUACACAAAAAAUCUGAUUUUACCGUUAAAAUAAUUUGAAAAAAUUCAAUAUUGUCUCUGACUAGCCCUGUCCGACACCAGGAACACACACGUAGUUAGACUUAAUUGAGAUAAACAAAUUAACGUUUUGGUUAACGCACUUUAUUGACGCGCUUCUCAAAUAUGUAAAUAUUACUUCCCACUGUGGCCCAUUGUGACACUGAAGGACACUCGAUUCUUUAAACUGCAUAAAAUCCUCAGUCACACCCUUGGAUCUUAUAUGACCACCCCGAAUAAAAGGACUUUUUCGUUUGCUUGAGAAAAGAAAAUUGAAACCUAUAUUUUUUGUGAAUAUCAGUGACAAUGAAGGAAUUACCCCAAAAAUUAUGGAAAAUUAAUGGAAAUGAGGCAAACACGAAUCUUCCACUUGCAGACAACAUAAAUUUAGAAAUUUGUAUUUUCGAGGUGAAUCUGCUUUAAAAUUAACUAAUGAAACAGUUACAUCUAUUGAUUUGUAACCCCUAUUCUUAUCAGGAUAGAAAACUCAGUUGUAAAAUAGGGUGUGAUUCUGUGAAUAAAACGAUUACCUGAAUAACAAUCACUUGUGAAAUAAACCGAGACAUCGAGUUGCGUGUCAGUUCACCGAAGCAAAUUAAUAUAGAAAAAAAAACUUACAGCUAAUUUAUCCAAGAAUUAAUGAAAAACUGCAUAAUGUGAACACGCGCACGAUGGUCGCACUGUGCCCAAUUAAAGACUGGAAGUAAUGUUUGCACAUACGUACAAAAAAUGAUAAACAUGAAAAAAAAGUAAUAAUACAAGCGGCUAAGGAAACAAACGGUGAAGGAAUAGCGAUAUAUAGAUAGUUGGUUUAACGAUGUGAUGACGAAGAGAGGAAUAAAUAAAGAAUAAUUUAAAGAAGUAAAUGGGUGAAUAAAAUGGCCAACGCCACGGUGCGCCAACUGAUACGUUAAUGGUUGAAAAUAGUGAAGAAAAAAACACUGUGAGAAGUGAACAUUAUUCUACUGAAUUAACAAAUAAAGAUUAAAUUAGAAUUCAUUUAAUUGUAGAGAAUGAAAAAAAAAUGUGAAAAUAAUGUGGAUAACGUAAUUACACAUGCUCCCACAACUACACGUGACACGUAACACGAUAAAAAAACGAAUAACACAGACACAAACCAUGGGCGUAGUAGAAAUUCAAUAAACAAUGAGAUAAUUGUCGAUAACGCUCAGAGAAGAUGAACUCUAACAAAAAAAAUCAUACACUACAGUUUAAUUUAAUUCAUUAAUGAAACAAAUUACAGACAACCACCUUGCAAACUAGGAAGUUAUUAUCGCAAUUUGGAGUUAAAUUUUAUAAUAAUAUAUAAUAAACAAAAGUUGACGGAUAAUAUAAAGUUAUAUUUAAAUGAAGAAUAAUUUUAAAAAAUGAAAUGAAAAAUGGAAAAAAAAUCUUAAGGUAAAACGUAAAUAAGGGAGAGGAUUUCUUUGAUUGGGGAUCACGUAGGAUUUUUUAAAAUUAUCGACACGAUUUUAGCAUGUUUUUUAUAGCUAAGUGGUUAUUACGUCAUUUACUCCCUCACUCCUUCCUCUCAUUCAUUUCCCAAAUAGAAUAAAAGAUGGAUUUAGUCGAUGUUCACGUGAAUCUGUGUAAAACCUUUUGUCUCGCACAUAGAAUUUAAUGUAAAGUGCACAGUCAACUCAAUCAUUUUUUUCUAUUACAAAUUUUAUUAACAAAAGUAUUUUAUCAACACUAUUUCAUCGCAGACACAUUUUUUCUACCUUCUCAAGACUAUGAACAUUAACGUCUCGAAUUUAUCGUGAAGUUGUUUCCACUAGACUCCUCAAGUUUAUGGAUUAAUCAAUGAAAUUAGUUAAUUAAUUCAGUUGAUUAUUCACGUGAUCCUCAAUCAUGGAAUUUUCCAACCACGCAGGAUCCAUGCGCGCGCGCAUCGAAGUUGAUUUUAGAUAAUAAGACUUAUGGUAUUUCGUAGAAUAUAAAAAAGAAACAACAGCAACAACAAAAUAAAUAAAUUACACGUUAUAAAACGGUCUGUCGUACGUCCACUCGCAGUGGCACCCACGUUAAUUAUUUCAUAAUGUAUAAUUAUAAUUUUAUUAUUGAUUUAUUGAAUUUUUAGAGUUAUGUAUUGGUUCUUGGGGACGGGGGGCUGUUUAAGCUUGAAACUUAUGAAAAAUAUUGAAACACCAGCAAUAAUGUGUUCUAAUUUGCACUACAGUGCAGCUGUGAUGUGGUUUUCAACGGUCCGUUGGGGAUGAUGAACACGAGUUGAAUUUUUCCUUAAUAAUUGAGGGAAGCUUCACUUCGAAAAAAAAGUUUGUCCAUUUUUCGAGGACGAUUUUUCAAGUUUUUAACAAUUCUUAGAAGUACUUUUUCUCGCAUGGUUUUUCUCUGACUGUUGAAAAUAAUAGAUUUCCAUUCUUUUCUCAACGUACAAUUCUUUUUAACUCUUUAUGGAUAGGGUUAACAAUUUGUCCCCUUCAUAUAAUGUAAUGCACAUUGAUGAAUGUUAUUCGCUAAAAUUUCGCAGUUUUUAAAAUAUUUUUCAAGCUGUCAAUUAGAGCAUUAAAUUUGAAGCUACAGAGUUAAAGAAGUGCAGCAACACGUGAAAUCAACGUCCAGGGGAGAAAUCACGCGAAAAAAAAGUGCUUAAAAAAUUCAAUUCUUUUUUUUGAGGUGAGCCUUCUCUCGAAUAAAACAAACGUUGACAAAACGUAUUUAUGUAUAGAUGAAUUACUGAAACGAGUACCUGUUGCGAUUGUUGUAGAGUCGGUGAAAAAAAAGAGGUUAUAGAAAUCGAUGAGAACGCGUAACAAUAUGGAUAACGAUAGGACGAUGGGUAAAAGGGAAAUGGAAAAAUUGAAUUAUGUAAAUAUGUUAUUGAUUUGUUGGAUCGUGGUGGGCCUCUGUGGAUGCGAGGUACGGCACAUCCGGUAUUAUUUCGACGAUAAAGAAACAAACAUCACCCUAGAAUUUAUUCCCCCCGACUCCCUCCUGUCCUUGCAUUAUACAUUAGGGAAGACUUUGAUAGAGAUUUCAGAAAUUCGGAGUUACAAUAAUGAGAAUGAAUAUGUUGAAAUAGGUGAAUCACAAAUAAUUAUUUCAGCGUAGCAACUAUUAAUUUAAUUCAUUUCGAGCAUUACAUUAAGGUGAUAUAUUAUGUACACAUAGUUUUUAUCGUUAGGGAACAGUCUGAGUGUGCUUAGGGCGAUUGUAAUAGUGUGAUGAGAUUUUUAAAAAAUCGAGAGAAUGAUGAAAUAUUAAAACGUGUGUGAUUUUUCCUCCUUACCUUGGCCGAGUGGGUGUGAGUAGUGAAAUAUCUCCAAUGGGAUUUUUUUUUCUGGUGGACGUGCAUAAGCGGAAGACGUGGGUGAGCAUGGAGAUGGGGAUAAUCAUGACAGUAAUCUGGAUUGAAGUGGAAUUUUUUGAGCUGUUUGUUAAUUAUGGGAUUACCCCAGGAAUUCGUGGUUUCAAGGAAAAAUAUGAGUUUUUUUAUUGCUGAUGAAGUUUUUAUUGAUCUGCAAGAGCCGUUUUAUGACGUGUCGUAGAAGAAUUGAGCUAGGAGAUAAUUAAGUAGUUGGUCAGACGACACCUUCUAAGUUGGAUAAUAUUUUUUUAUUGACGAGCAGAUUCCUAAUCAUGAGGGGUUUCAGGGGAAAAUACCAGUGGUACUUUUCAUACUGAGGAAAUUGUUCACAUUGACGUGAUUAUAAGAAUUAAGAUGAGAUGGUUAUUAAUUUGAUGACUGUUUUCAGGAGAAAAUAUCUGGAGAGUUCUGUGAAGCUGAGGGAAUUCCUGUAGGGUACGGAUGUCACAGGAAAAUGUCAAAUAACAUUUUUAAAAAUCUAUUUCAUGAGUUGUCGUAGAAAUUUUAGAAGCGCAGGAAAAUGAUUUUUCUAAUGAUAGUGACCUUAGGAAAAAUUAAACAAUUUCUCUUGUCGGUGGGAUAAUUUCUUUAAAUUAGGCGAUUUGAGGACACAAUUGAAUAGAUAGCUGACUAGGAAUUAAUCAGACCGAUCCAGUUUAAUUUGAAAAUGAGGUUUUUUCAUGCAAUUAGACCUGCACUGAGUAAUUGCAGGUAAAAACUUUCUAGAAAAAACUCAAUGACAAUUUUUCUUGAAAGCAUUCAUUGUAGUAAUGAAUAUUUUUAAUGAAAUUGCUCCCAUAAUAAUGGAAAAAUAUUGGAGCUGAGAAAAUAUUCUCUAAAGAAUUUUAUAAAGUUUGUUAUUGAAGUUUUUUAUAGUCAUUGACCCUCCUGCCAAACGAUCGAGUUCCACCACUUCAAUAAAGAAAGCUGCCAUGAAGUUUUUCCGAGGAAGAUGCUCUUUAGGAUUGAGAACGAGCAUGAGAUGCGCGUCAAAACAAAACAUUAAAACAAACGGAUACAGAAUUUAUAUAAUUUUGUGAUGAAUGAAGGAAGAGUGCGUGCGAAAGCAAGGCCUUUUGUACUAAAUUCUAAAUUUCGAUUUACAUUUUUCUCAAAAAAUUGUGGGUAAAAAAUACUAAAAAUGACGCGACGAGGUACAUCUACAUUUAAAAAAACAUCAGCGGGGAAAUAAUCAUCGACAUCUCUAAGAUGAUUCAGAAGAAGUGAGAGAGGCAUUCAAUUAUUCAUACAGUGAAGUAAAGGUUGACAAGAACUUAAUUUUUAUUUGAAAAAUGGUUUUCGGAUUAAUACUGAAUUCAUGAAUUUCCAGAUUUCUGUUCCAUUUCAGGAAGAAAUUGAAUUUACAUUUAAGUUCUUAUAGAUUUUGCUCCAAAAAAUCUUCACAAUUUAAGUGGACUUAUCAUGCAAUCAGAACUUUCAAGAAAUUUACCAGAAUUAUUAGCAGGCAAUUUUCAACAACACUGGGAAACAAGUCCCUGCAUAAUUCAGUCUGACUUGAUCCACGUCGUUUUUUCAAGUUUCUCUCAAGCAUAUUCAAUCCAAUUCAUUACUCUUUUAACAAAGAAGAUGGCCUGUCUCGCUGACUCUUGAGUCCCUAUCCACAACAAAUAAAUUGAAACAGUUACACAAAGCCUUUUCCCCUCGUCUUGACUGUCUCCUCAUUACUUGUGUAAUGAGAAACAAAACAUUAAUGAUAACGCGUCCGGCUUUCAUUGUGUGCCCCUUCCACCAUUGUGAAGUCGCUAGACGUUUCAUUCGCUCGAACACAUCACCUGAGGUCAAAUAAACCUCGUCAUGACAGGAAAACAAAAUCUACGAACGAGUGACGAAGACAAUGAAACGCAAACUUCCAACUAAAACCGAGACCUUCUUGUUAAAAAUCCAAUUAUGAAUUUAUUGGUGAAAUUGAAAAAAAAUCCGCAACAGGAAACUGGCCAAACACUCUCUAUUUAUUCCUUCGUCAGACGUUUCAAUUCUCGAAUAAAAUUAGGAACAGGUGGAACGUAUCACCGACUCAUUAAAUUUUUCCCGGCCUUCGUAGCCACUUCUCGGACUGAUAACAUAAAUUUAGAAAUAAAUUUUAAAAAAUGAGAAAAGUAAUAACGUUACGAUUAAUUCAAAGCUGAAGAGUGGAUGACAAAAACGUAAAAGUGACGAUAAUUCGUCGUAAAUCGUUUCCGAAUGCGCCAAGUUUUUACUGUACUGUCGUCAAAUGAGAAAAAUAUUUUUACGUUGUUUGUUAAUACACAUAAUAUACAAAUAUAUUCACAUGCCUAUCUUUCAUUGGAGUCAGAAGACGAAACAAAAGAGAAGAAUAUAAUUUCAUUUUUCUGUGCACGUGCGAUUCAUUAUUGGAUAAAUGAAGACAAAAACUAGCUGAAAUAACGAUCAAGUUGAUAAAAAUAAUCUAACGAUGUUAUACAGGAUGAAUUUACCAUUAAGAGCAUGAAAAAUAUCUCUCUACCGCCCGCGAAAACGACAACUCACUCAUUCAUUCGCUUGUGACGAGCUUUGGAAUACUGAAAUCAUUUUUUUAUGAAUAAACAACAAUUGACUCUCGUUCGAUUUAAUUUUUUGUUAUCCCACGCGUGCGCUUGUUCUCCCGCCCGCGCGAUUAAGCAAUGAAAUAAAAUAAGUACGAAAACAAAAUCAAUCAUGAAUAGUUGUUUCAUGUAACAUUUAAUGUGAAGCCCAAUCCUAUUCUUACAGGGCGUUAACAAGAGCUUUAUGGCACAAUCCAGACGUUUCGCUGAGUGACGCGUUGAGAACUUCGAUUCAAUUGAUGUAAUCCUUAGUGAUUGGCUUGUAUAUUAUUAUAGUAGUCGUGUAGAUGAUUAUUAAAAUUCAGAAUGUGGUCGAAGGGAUUAUUGGGAAGUUCGCAGUCUUUCCUGUCAAAUUUACUGACAUAAUUUCAAGAACUGGUAGUUAACAUCAUGUUUUGGGUUUCGUAAGAAUAUCUGGCGUAUUUGUUUCUGGGAUAGGAUUUUCGGAAAUUGUUACAUGAUUAUUGAGAAAGAUAGCAGCGGACAGGGGCACCAUCAUAAUUAAUGAUGAUGAUUAAUGGAUAUUGUAAUACCUUUUUUAAAUCAAUGAAAAACCCCAGGGUUCAUGAUCUAAGAGCAAGUCAGACCCUUUGAUCUCAAUAACAAGUGAUCCAGCGGAAUAUUUUUCAUUAAAAAUAUCACUUGCAAGGAAAGUUCAUUCAUUAAACAAUUCUGGGAUAAUUCUGUCAUUAUGGAGUUAUUUCGGUAAUGGAGAAUCCCAAAAGAACCUAUCGGAAGGAGUUCUUGUAGCAAAAGUUGGUGAAUUCCUCAAAUACUUCCAAAACAUUUCGCUAAAGUUACUAAAACCUGAAAAGCGGGGCCUCCUCUUCUUAAUUUUCCUAAUCGACCACAUUCUCCCUUCAUUGUUGAUACAAGAACUGAUGCUACUUCGUGAGACUGCCGUGGGAGCCUUAUAUUGAAAUGAAAAAAAUAAAUAAAAAAUAAAUAAAAAAAAAAACAUGCACACAGACACAUAACAAGGAAACGUCGCAUGGAGUGAGCUGUGAAAAAAAUUUCUGAGCGUCAGUGAAUCACUGGAAUCGGGUACAUUGAACUUGUGAUAUUAAAAGGAGAGUGCUGGAAUGAUGAAGAUGCGAGAAUGCGAGAAGUAGAUGAAUGCACGUAAGUUUAUGACGAAAGAAUGAUUUAAAAAAUGGUAUAUGAGCGUAAAAAAAGUGAUGAAUAACUACGACUUCUUGUCUGCAAAACUCUUCAGCAGCCUGAACCGAUAAUUUCAGUUGAUAAUUUCCCUACCUGUGACUCAUUAAUUAAUCAAAUCGAAUGAUAAUUCAAUGACUAAACAAUCAUCGACUUCGAAGUCACGCGCGGCAUUAUUGAUUCAUUAAUUUUCAUUUACCUAAUAUACACAAAUACAGUUUAUCAAUUACGAGGCACGAGUAAAAAUUGUUUUUGUUAUUAAAAUUAUUUGAAAUAAAUAUACAGAAUAUGAAUAGUGAUGAGGUGAGAUAAUAAAACGAGCGAAUCGUUGAUCGACGUUUUUACUAUCUGUUGUACAUACAAUAGGCCCAAGGUGCAGCUAAUUACGUAGCAAUUUAAUGAGAAUGAAAAAAAAAGCAUUAAUGACAUUUACACUGUAAGUACCUUAGGAACAUGUGGAAUAGACAGAUGUGAGGAAAGAACUGGCGUGGCGAGAGAGUGAUGGGUAGAUUUACUAACACAUGAAGGAUAAAUCCAAUUGAGAUAUGAAAUCAUUACUACAUAUGUAAACGUCGACUACUUGAAUGAUUAAACAGAGUUUUUUGAAAAAUCCAUCAUGGUUUCCAUUGUAUUAGUCCCAUGCAGUGUUUAUAAUUUUUGGUUUUUGGCCGGGCACCAUCACUUCCACCAACUUUUCAUCAAUAGAUUAAGUAUUUCAGCCUAAAGAAUUAAUUAUCAUCUAUAUGUCGUUGUAACAAAAUUCGAAAUAUUAUUGUUUUAUAAAAAAAUGUAAAUUCACUUGUCUCGUUUCGAAGAGGGAACGUAUAGAAAUUUUCAUAAUGAGAGACGAUUUUUUAGGCGCCUUCUCCAACCCGCCAGAAACGAUGGUGGCGUUUCUCACCGUCGGGGUCAGAACUAACAUUGACAUGGAGGCGUCACCGUCGAUUCUGGUGGCUGGGUGAGGAACUUGAUUUUAUUCGAGGAUUGGGAGGUCCCCAAAACAUUAAGUGGGAAGUAACAGCCACCACCAUCGUACGGCAGAGAGCAUCACUACUUCUGGAAUUCCAACGCCAGAUGGCGACGGACGUGACGUUGUACAAAUUUCCAGUAUCAACUGCAGAAAUUGAACUCACGAGAAAUGGUUCUUUCGUUCUCUAGCUGAGAAAGGUUAUCUCAAUUGAGUCGAUUGAUUUGUCAAUUUCUGGAGGAGAAACAGCACCAAGAUGCCACCGAAAAAAGCACCCGCACCGAGCAAGAAGACGGAGAUGAAGAAGAAGGAAAAGGUUAUCGAGG
This is a messenger RNA of Diachasmimorpha longicaudata, 12048 nucleotides long. It is a transcript of the gene Hr3, whose product is annotated as probable nuclear hormone receptor HR3. Gene Ontology annotation, molecular function: RNA polymerase II cis-regulatory region sequence-specific DNA binding; zinc ion binding; nuclear receptor activity. The record is from RefSeq and is a predicted model, not a curated record. Gene Ontology annotation, cellular component: nucleus. The transcript has 10 exons. NCBI's taxonomy places the organism in Eukaryota, Metazoa, Arthropoda, Insecta, Hymenoptera, Braconidae. Bases 1339 to 3186 code for a protein of 615 amino acids. Gene Ontology annotation, biological process: regulation of transcription by RNA polymerase II.